GCAGCUAAGAAAGAACACAGUGUAGCCGCCGCCGACGCUGCUAGGGUUUAACGAAGAUGGCCGCCGGCGCCGCCGCCGGAGCCCGGAGGCUCCUGUCCCGACGCGCGUCCUCCUCCGUAUCCGCCCUUCUCCGCCGCGGCCCGUCCGUGGCAGCGGCAGUACAUGAGCCGCUGCUGCGCCCGGCGGUCGUGGCCCCCCGCCUCGGCUUCCUCCGCGGGAUGGCGCGGCGGCCGGGCGGCGACGGGUACUCCCCGACGCGGUCUGGCGGCGGAGGAGGAGGGGAACGCGCGCCCACGGAGAUGGCGCCGCUAUUCCCCGGGUGCGACUACGAGCACUGGCUCAUCGUCAUGGACAAGCCCGGCGGGGAGGGCGCCACCAAGCAGCAGAUGAUCGACUGCUACAUCCAGACCCUCGCCAAGAUCCUCGGAAGCGAGGAGGAGGCCAAGAAGAAGAUUUACAAUGUCUCGUGUGAGCAGUACUUCGGUUUCGGGUGUGAGAUCGAUGAGGAGACAUCCAACAAGCUGGAAGGCAUUCCUGGUGUUCUGUUUGUGCUUCCCGAUUCAUAUGUUGAUCCUGAGAACAAGGACUAUGGAGCUGAGCUUUUUGUUAAUGGAGAGAUUGUCCAGAGGUCUCCGGAGAGGCAGAGAAGGGUGGAGCCUGUGCCUCAGAGAGCAUCAGAUAGGCCUAGGUACAAUGACAGGACCCGCUAUGCUUGGAGGAGGGAGAACCAACAACGGUGAUGAGCUGAGGUGAUCAAUCGAAGACUAAAUAACAAGCCCCGGUGAUUUCCCCGUCCAAGUUAAAAUGAUGUUCUCACUGUAGUGUGUGGAACAUUUGCUGCUGAUAUACACAACCAAGAUAGAGAAAGCAGUUUGGUUUUUGAACUAGGAACAGCUUGAUGGUAACACCUUUUAUGUUAUUAGCUUUUCCUUUUUGAUCUGAAGUUGUCCCGCUGAUUUAAUAUGGCAAACAAUUUACAGCUGAACCACUAGUGGGUCGAUUUGAGGCCUCUGUCUGACCCCCUACAUUCAGAAGCAGAUGCUGGCGAGAUAGACGCACGAUUCUUCAGACUAGCACUCAGCACAACAUCGUCAACCUGAACAGUCGAGACAAUCACCGUGCAACUCAAGAGCUUAGUAGGUUUUACUUCCUUUGAGGUUGUCCAUGUAAACUCAUAACUAUGUCAUGUAAGCUUGUUCGGCCAGAAGAGAGUGUAUGCCUGGACCAAGAUCCACAGAUUUCUCUUGUCCUGACAAUAGUUCACUGUACUUUUUGGUUUUCUGUU
Brachypodium distachyon (stiff brome) is the source of this 1285-nucleotide messenger RNA. Its product is annotated as multiple organellar RNA editing factor 2, chloroplastic. Gene Ontology annotation, cellular component: mitochondrion. The record is from RefSeq and is a predicted model, not a curated record. Lineage: Eukaryota; Viridiplantae; Streptophyta; Magnoliopsida; Poales; Poaceae. Gene Ontology annotation, biological process: cytidine to uridine editing; mitochondrial mRNA modification. The transcript is spliced from 4 exons. The coding region runs from base 57 to 740 and encodes 227 amino acids.